CGCCGUCAUUUUUAUCUAUUCAGCCGUGAAUACCGUACAGCAAGAGGGGCAUGAAGACCGCUGCUGAUAAGUGGGAUUCAGCGCAAUACGCUAGGAGACAUACAGAAAGAGAAGAUUGAGGAAAAAACUGUCUGCUAUGGGUUUGGGUCAAAAUGGGCGAGCAACAGGCAUGUGUGAAGCUCAGUGAAGAGAAAGUCAUUCCAAGGGCUGACAUCUUGUCUCUUCUUCGCACCUACAAUUGUUACCAUGAAGGCAAAAACUUCCAGUUGAGGACUCGUGAGGAGGAUGGUGUGCUCAUUCUCGAGGGGCUCCUGAACAUUUACUGGGGCCUGCGUCGACCAAUCAGGCUUCAGAUGCAUGAUGACAACGAGAGGUUUCAGCUUCACAGAUUGACUGUAGCCAAGAAGCUGCCGGGAGAAACCAACAAUAAUCCCCUGGACAGACCCAGAGCCGGUGGAUCCUCAGGUGGUGAAGUGUCUGGGGAGGAGGAGGACUCCCCACAGUUGCUCAGGACUCGGAGUGAUGCCUCGUUCAUGAGAGUUCAGAGAAGGACAAAGACACAAACCUCCGAAAACCUGCAGCGACUGCGCAGACACCGCUUCUCCAUCAACGGACAUUUUUACAAUCACAAGACAUCUGUGUUUACUCCAGCGUUUGGCUCAGUCACGAAUGUCAGAGUGAACAGCUCAAUGACCACAGUUCAAGUGCUAAACCUUCUGCUUCACAAGUUCAGGGUCGAAAAUAAAUGUGAGGAGUUUGUUCUUUACAUGGUGCAUGAGUCUGGAGAAAAGACACGGUUUAAAGAUGGAGAGUAUCCGUUAGUGGCCCGGGUGCUUUAUGGGCCCUGUGAAAAAAUCUCCAAGAUCUUUAUCAUGGAGGCCGACCUGGGAGAGGAAGUCACUUAUGAUGUUGCUCAAUACAUAAAAUUUGAGAUCCCUGUUUUAGACAGUUUUGUGGAGAAGCUAAAAGAGGAAGAGGAGCGGGAAAUCAACAAACUGACCAAAAAAUACAGUGCACUUAAAUCCAUGAUACUACACCAGCUUGAACACAAGGCUCUCGACAGUGACCGAGUAUGAGCGUAACAAGUGCUUUUUAUGUAAUUUAAAAUAAAGAAUGAAUUUAACACUAUAGAUAGAUUUGCAUUGUGAACAGCAUAAUACACAAUGAAUGUAGAUGACAGGAAAGUGUGUGGUCACAGGAUAGUAGCUAUUCUAUGUUAGGCAACACCAUUGUGCUUAUAGCCUACUGUUAAAAUUUGACUACAAAUGUUGUUGUUUUUGUAACUAUGGUCUUAGUACUUCUUUUUCUAUAGCUUAAUUUUAUACCACGUUUAUUAACUCUGCUUUUAAACUUUUUGUAUCAAAAUUUGACAAAUUUAUACAAGCAUAUUUUGCCAUGGCUCAUGAUGUUUAACUCAAUAAAGCCACAAUGCAACUUGCAA
This is a messenger RNA of Boleophthalmus pectinirostris (great blue-spotted mudskipper), 1441 nucleotides long. It is a transcript of the gene rassf4a, whose product is annotated as Ras association domain family member 4a. Gene Ontology annotation, biological process: signal transduction. The record is from RefSeq and is a predicted model, not a curated record. The transcript has 11 exons. Lineage: Eukaryota; Metazoa; Chordata; Actinopteri; Gobiiformes; Gobiidae. Bases 153 to 1076 code for a protein of 307 amino acids.